UCUGCAAGGUAGAAUUUGAGUAGCAGGUUUAUGAAAUUAAAAUUUGAAAUGAAAUGAUUAUAAUGUAAAAGAAAGUAUCAAUAUCUAUGAAACCAAAUAAGUGCACUAUGAGAAUUCAUGAUGGAUCUAAGGAUACUAAUUUGGCAUCAUAAAUAUUGAUGAUCUUUUUAUAUAAAGUUGGUAAAACAUAAGGUAGUUUGACUUAGAACAACAUAAGUAGUCUUGUAUAGACACCAGCGGCAAUGGGAGAGAUUUCCUUUCUAGCAUCUUUGAAAUUAAAUACUUAGCAGCCCUUAUUUUAUAUCGGUGUAUACACUUUCCACGUGUAACUCAUUUGCGGUCAGUUCAAACUUAAUUCCUAUUUGAUCAUAAAUAUAAGCCGUGUCGGGCAUUGGCUUAGUCUGCAAGAUAGAAUUUGGCUAGCAAUUUUUAUGGAAGUAAUAUUCAAAAUAAGCAAAUUACAUAUAAAUAAAUCUAUUAACAUCACUCUUGAUUGCGCUUUUCACACUGGUGCUGUCAAACUGCAGCAAUGCAGCCGGCUGCCAGUCCAGGUCAAGGCGGGCGCGUCUAUAUAAGUGCAUGCAUUGUUGCCCUUUAUCCAAGCACACUGCAUCUUGAGAUCAAGUAGAGCACAAACACAGGCAUGGCCUAUGUCACAUGGAAUGUGGCACGGUGCCAAGUUCCUCAUCCCGAGAAUAACAUUUCCGGAACAGGAAUGCAGAAACAUUUUCACCCCCACCUUGCAAAACCCUUUUUCAGGUACCGCACCACAUUUCCGUUCCACAUUUCUCGAUCCAAUCGACCCGGAAACUUGGUGAGUAUGGGCAUGGCAUCUUGUAAUGCUAAUGUUCCAGAGACAGAGAGGGCAUCUAAUUUUCACCGUACAGUAUGGGGUGACUUCUUCAUCAACCACAGCCCAGAACCAUUACAGAAGUCAGAGGAAUGGAUGACUGAGAAGGCGAACCAACUAAAAAAGAAAAUAAGUGAGCUUUUUGAAGCUUGCACAACUCCAGUGGAGCAACUUGAGCUAGUGGACACACUCCAACAUUUAAGUAUAGACCAUCAUUUCAAAAAACAGAUUCACGACAUCUUAAGUAGCAUCCAUGAUACUGAAUUCAACAGCACUUGUCUCCAUGAGGUUGCCCUUCGGUUCCGCCUACUGAGGCAGCAAGGGUUUUGGGUAUCUCCAGAUGAAUUCUACAGGUUCAAAGAUGAAAAUGGGAACUUUAUUGUUGAAAUAACUAAUGAUGCAAGAGGACUACUAAGUUUAUACAAUGCAGCUUACCUUUUCACACAUGGAGAGCCAGAACUAGAAGAGGCUAUCUUAUUUGCGAGGCAACAUCUUGAAUCGAUGAGAAACAAGCUUGAAUACCCAUUGGCCCAGCAAGUGAACCGAGCCCUUCACCUACCACUGUCACGGACCUUAAGAAGAGUUGAGGCUCUAAAUUAUAUCUCAGAGUACAAAGGAGAGCCGACACAUAACUCAUCCAUUCUGGAGUUUGCCAAGCUGGAUUUUGUCCUUCUGCAACGUCUCCACUUGAAGGAGCUCAAGGCUCUUUCUAGAUGGUGGAAAGAUCUUUACAACGAAGAGGGGCUGGCCUACUCAAGGGACCGUGUGGUUGAGUGCUACCUGUGGUCCUAUACAGCAUACUAUGAGAAAGAAUAUUCAAGGGCAAGGAUGAUCCUUGCCAAGAUAAUCGCUAUAAUAAUCCUGGCAGACGAUACUUACGAUGUCCGUGCUACUUUGGAGGAGUGUCGGAAAUUCAAUGAAGCUAUACAAAGAUGGGAAGAGAGUGCUAUUACUCUUCUACCAGAUUACCUGAAGAAGCUCUAUCUCAAGCUGACGAACAUCUUUAAGGAGUUUGAGGAUGAGUUGGAACCAAAUGAGAAGUAUAGAGUUGCUUUUAUUAGAAAAGCGUUUCAAGUGUUAUCAAGUAACUAUCUUCAAGAAGCCGAAUGGUGCCAUAGUGGUUACAAGCCAAGAUUUAAAGAUCAGGUGAAGGUAUCUACUGUGUGCUCAGGUGCUCCAUUUGCUGCUGUUGGGUUACUUGUUGGCAUGGGAGAUGAUGUUGCAACCAAGGAGGCACUUGAGUGGGCAACCAGUUGCACCGAUGCUGUCAAGGCUUUCGCAGACGUGACACGCUUCAUGAACGACCUUUGUUCAUUUAAGCGUGGAAAGAACAAAAAUGAUGUGGACAGCUCAGUCGAAUGCUACAUAAGUGAGCAUGGCGUCACGGCCGACGUCGCCUGUGCAAAGAUUGAUUCCCUGGUUGAAGAUGCUUGGAAGACUGCAAACAGAGCACGCAUCGAGCACAAUGAACUGCUUCCAGCGGUGCAACGAGUUGUCAACAUAACCACCAGCAUGCCAUUGAUGUACGGUGAUAAGAAGGAUGCAUUCACAUUCAGUGAUGGGCUCAAGGGGGUCAUCAAGCACCUGUUCCUCGAGCCUGUCCUCCUCUAGACUAGCCUUUUGUUAAUUCCAUUCACAGCCUGAACAACCAGCCGCGUACCCCACGCGAGUAAAAGAUGUAUCAUCGGAACACAAACAAUCUGCUCGAUCUACUUGCACUUGAUUAAUACUUGGGUGAAUAUGUACUAGUAAGCAUCUAUGUAAGUAGUUUAUCUUAUGAAUGUUAGUAUGUUACAAAAAAAGUAUUGCAGGAAUACAGCUUACGGACUUAUCCGUGUGAUUAAAUUA
Messenger RNA from Panicum virgatum (switchgrass), 2698 nucleotides. RefSeq names its product tau-cadinol synthase-like. Lineage: Eukaryota; Viridiplantae; Streptophyta; Magnoliopsida; Poales; Poaceae. The record is from RefSeq and is a predicted model, not a curated record. Gene Ontology annotation, molecular function: terpene synthase activity; magnesium ion binding. Gene Ontology annotation, biological process: diterpenoid biosynthetic process. Bases 644 to 2461 code for a protein of 605 amino acids. The transcript is spliced from 7 exons.